Molecule: messenger RNA, 3996 nt
Organism: Thrips palmi
Lineage: Eukaryota; Metazoa; Arthropoda; Insecta; Thysanoptera; Thripidae
Product: high affinity cationic amino acid transporter 1-like
Exons: 15
Coding region: 464-3538 (1024 amino acids)
Biological process (GO): amino acid transport; transmembrane transport
Cellular component (GO): plasma membrane
Molecular function (GO): amino acid transmembrane transporter activity
Source: RefSeq, a predicted model, not a curated record
GCUGCGCCCCACGCAGCCCGCGCAGUGAAACAGCGCCGCGCCGCGCUCCACUCCCCCGGCGAGAGCACAGUCGAGCCGAGCCGCCGUCGUCGAGGCCACCAAGCCGGCGAGGCGACACUGUGCGAGACGCACACGGCAGCCCACUUGAUUCAUUUCUGGCGUGCGUGUGUGCGCCAUUCUGGCUCGCCGCACCUUCAGUCGCCGUGCCCGUGUUGACACCUGCACUGUCGGAGCGUGGGCGGUCGCUCACUGCGUGCUGCGUGCACUCCGUGUCGAGGAGCACGACAAGCAUCCCCGCGGAAAGGCGAGCCGCCCAGCGAUCUGCACGCCAGUGUGUCCACAGUGUGUCCUGCGGUCGUGUUACGCAAGCCGAGCCGGCUAGCGCCGCGGAGUGCUCACGCGCAUAAACGAUACGUAAUCAAGCAGCGCCGCAUCUCGCACCGAUAACUACAACAGGUGCAGCAUGGGGCGCUUGGCGUCCUUCUGGCAGGCGCUGACGCGCCGCAAGGUGGUGGACAUGAAGCGGCCCGCGUCGUCGUCCACGGCCUCCACGUCGACGGCGGACGGCUCGCCGCUGGCGCGCGUGCUCACCACGUUCGACCUGACCGCGCUGGGCGUGGGCUCGACGCUGGGCGUCGGCGUGUACGUGCUGGCCGGGUCCGUGGCCAGGGACUUCGCCGGCCCCGCCGUCAUCAUCUCGUUCGCCGUGGCCGCGGUGGCGUCCAUGCUUGCAGGCCUGUGCUACGCUGAGUUCGGUGCCCGAGUGCCCCUGGCCGGUUCUGCGUACAUCUACAGCUAUGUCAGCAUCGGCGAGUUCAUGGCCUUCGUCAUCGGAUGGAAUCUUAUCAUGGAAUACGUCAUCGGAUGUGCCAGUGUUGCUCGAGGACUGAGUAAUUACCUGGACCAGCUCAUGGGCAAUGUGAUGCAGGAUAGCUUCCAAAAUUUGCUGCAUCUGCACGUGUCCUUCCUGUCACCAUAUAUUGAUUUCUUCGCAUUUACUAUGUCGUUCCUUCUCUCUGUUAUUCUGGCAUUUGGUGUGAAGGAGUCAAUGUCUUUAAAUAAUUUGUUCACUGCUGUUAACAUGGCUGUGGUCCUCUUUGUCAUAGUGGCCGGAUCUUUCAAAGCUGAUAUUGCCAAUUGGCAGAUUGACAAAUCAACAAUUCCUCCUGACGUUCGUGGUGGACAGGGUGGAUUUUUCCCUUUUGGAUUUAUGGGGGUCCUGAGAGGAGCUGCAACCUGUUUUUAUGGAUUUAUUGGUUUUGACUGUGUGGCUACUACAGGUGAAGAAGUGAAGAACCCGCAAAGAGCCAUUCCUAUUGCCAUUAUUGUUUCACUUGUAAUUAUAUUCUUUUCGUACUUUGGUGUUUCUGCUGUGUUAACUCUCAUGUGGCCUUACUAUCUUCAGGAUCCUGAUGCACCGCUACCAUACGUUUUUGAACAAAUUGGCUGGCCUUUAGCUCAGUGGACUGUGGCAAUUGGAGGGAUUUUUGGUCUAUUUGCAAGUUUGUUUGGGGCCAUGUAUCCUCUACCUCGAGUAAUUUAUGCCAUGGCCAAUGAUGGUCUCAUCUUUAAAUUCUUGGGAGAAGUCCACCCUAAGUACAAGACUCCUUUGGUGGGGACUCUUCUUGCUGGAGUGAUAACUGGAAUUAUGGCUGCACUCUUCAAGUUGCAGCAACUUGUCAACAUGCUGUCAAUCGGCACCUUGGUUGCUUACACAAUAGUAGCUGCAUGUGUCCUUCUUCUUAGGUAUGCAGUUGAUGAAACUGCAGAUAAGCAGGAUGAGGAUGAGGCUGUGUCCCUGCUUAGUGAUACUGACCGCCUUACAGAUGACAUGUAUAGGUACCAUGAAUCUGAUGACGUUGGUGCAAGUGAUUACAAAGAGACAACUAAUUUGGUAUCACUGAAGGAUAAGCCAACUUUUUCAAGACUCCUUGCUCAGACUUUCAACCCACAAGGUUUGAAAACUCCUACUCCAGUGACAAGCCGUCUCGUCAGCAUUGAAGUUCUUCUAUUUUGUGGACUUUGUGUUGCAUUGGGAUUGUGCUUAGUUAACAUGGAGUCUCAGCUGAUGUAUGGCCACUGGGGUCCACUUGCUCUAGUUUGCAUUAUCAGUUCACUUUUGCUGAUUAUCGUAUUGUCCAUGGCUCUGCAGCCUAGCUCAAGACGCGAACUUGCAUUUAAGGUUCCCUUGGUUCCGGUCAUUCCUGCAGUGAGCAUACUUUUAAACAUCUACCUCAUUCUCAUGUUAGACCUUUACACAUGGUUCAGGUUUAUGAUCUGGAUGGCAGUUGGUGUGGGGGUUUACUUCAUUUCACUUGCAUGCCGCAAAAUGAAUUGGUGUGGCUCUGCACUGGCCCUUGACAUCCCUGCACGAUCACCUGUCUCCCAGUCUCCACCGGCACUCGCUCCUAAUGGAACCAGCGGCAAGAACGGUCCUUCAUCAGGCAUUAGUAGCAUCCAUAGCUUUAGUAAUGGUUGCAAUGGUAGUGAGACUGUAGUGAAGGACGAACAGAAGUCUUCUGAUGUGAUUUGGCGAGGAGCUCCUGUUCUGCUAGGGACUGCUAGCGAAACUGUCCUCUGUGAACCUUCUCCUAUUAAACCUACUCUAGAUGAUGCUCCUGACUUAAAUGACCAUGGAAGAGCCAAUUCAGUUAUGGCUGGGGACUCUGACUCUGAUGUAUCUAUAACUGAUGUGACAAAUGACCUGCUUUCGUUGACCUACCUUGAUGAAAUUAAAAGCAGAAAUAUGAACACUGAUUUAAAACCUGUCGAGGACAGUGCACAUCAGGAACGCGAAGAAAGACCGCUAGAAGAUUCCGAUUUUGCAGUUGUGGAAUCGACCGAUAAUAAUCAUGUUGCUAUAGAUGUUUGUCAGGAUGUUUCAAACAAUGAUAGCCAGCUUAUUACUUCGGAGGAGACUGAUACUGAAGAUGAUGUGCGCAGCCUGUACCCUGACGUGGUUGUUAUUUCAUCAUCAGAGGAGGAAAUUUAUUCUAGAAGGAGUAGUAUUGCAGAUAACACGCUAGUUGAAAGUUUCGAGGUGGAAGUGGAAAGUCCAUUAACUGAAUCUUGCCUAAAAUGUGAUGCUCCGACAGAUGUUCAUCCAAGUAGUACCGACAUUAAGACUGAAUCUAAACCACUUGUAUUUGUCCCUGUCAACCCCAUGGCACCUGCUGAUGAAAAUAAGUUAGGACCUAAUUCUGAAGUAGUUCAUGCACUUAGAAAGCGUAGCUUUGUUGAAAAACUUGAAAAAUUAAUUGGUGCUCAGACUCUGAAAGUAAAAUCAACUUCACAUCCUCCAUUAUUAAGGACUUUGUCAGUGUCUUCUGAGAUAAAUAUUUCAAAAGUACAAAAUGUCCCAUCUAGCUUUGGUAAUUUUGAUACCUCUCCAGACUCUGUUUCGUCUGGUUCUGAUGAUCAGCGUGAUGUUGAUCUUCCCUUGGCGUCUUCUCCAGAAAGUCAGUUCAAGAGCCCGUGCUGCACCAGACAGAACCAAGUGAAACAGAGUGGGAUGGUACAAAUGACCCUGAGGUUGUAAGGGAUAUCAAAGAAAAAUUGGAAAAAAUAUUUUCAUCAAAGGUUAACACCCCUGUAACAUCUCCCACUUCAAAAGUAUUUUCUACUACCUUGGCCAAACCUUCAGAGGGUGUUAAAAGUGAACACACUGGUGAAAACUCUGAGACAUCUGUAAAUGGUUCUGCAGUAGGUGAGAGCUCUGAAGACUCUUGCAAAGAAGAUGAACACGCGCUGCAAAAAGAUGAAACAAGAAAACACUUGGCACAAGUUUUAGGAACGCUGAGACUGAGAAACCCUGAUAUAUCUAGCUGUUAAUUCUUUGUUCUAAAAAAAAUUAAGGCGUUUGAUUUGCACGUGUCUGACUUGCAUGCUGGGAAUUUUCUAAUGCAUGAGAAGAUCCAAGUUUCUUUGCUUUUGUUGUUUUCCUCACUUACAGUCUGAGUGUUCAACAUUGUACUUCAUUGCCUUCCCUUUUUCUUU